GGGCGGAGUCGGGUCGCUACUUGUCCCGGGGUCCUCCCGACACGCCGCGGGGCCUGGAGGGCCUAGCGGGUCGGCCUUGGGCCCGGUAGCGGCGGCGGAGCCUGGCGCCGAGCGGGGGGCCUUCUCGAGGCCCCGGGACGGGUCUGGGGUGCCGGGGGGCAUGGACCGGGCGUCUCCGAGAGGACUAGGGGCGUCCACAGGACCUGGACCGAGACUGAAGCCUGCCCUCCGUCAUAUAGCUGGCUUGGGUCAUUUCUGUAGGCACUGUUGAAUGUCUUUAUAGGCUGACCCGAGGCUAGAGUCUGUUUGGAGGAUUCUGGGGCCAUCUUGAGAUCUUGAGAUAUGUCCCAGGGGUGAAGGAGGUCUGCAGGAGCUGGGGAGUAUCUGCAGAGCCACCUAUGGCUGGGGUAUAUCUCCUAGGGCUGAGCAGUGUGUACGUGGGCUGACCUGAGAAUGCAGCUCACCUACAUGGGUCUAGGGCCAUUUAGCCAGGCCAUGGAAGAACAGUUCCAGCGCAAGGAAGUCUUUUAUAGCCAUUCAGAGGAGUGGGAAGUACCCACUAAGGGAAGGAAGCAAAUACUGAGAUGUGCUGGGAGGCUUGGAUGGGUCUCCAACUGUCUGGGGAGUGUCUAAUCUGGGUGACAGGAGACUGGGGACAGUUAGAAGGACCUGGAACCAUCUAGGUGGCUUUGAGUGUGACUGCAAGAGUGCAGGCUCUAUGCCUGGAGCAAAUUCGAAUGCCUUUGGGGGCCAGAUAAUCGGCCCGGAGAGUAAGACAAAGGAACGUAUUGGAAAUUUUGCCCAGCUCAAAUAUACUUGCCCUUUAGAAAGUAAUUCAAAUGCAAAAUGAUAAAAAAUUCGGGGUGGCCUUGGGGCUACAGAGAGAGUUAGUCCACCUUGGUCUGGGAAAGUCUAGAGGAUCAUCUAGACUUCGUCUCACGCCAGUGCUUUUGAAAUGCUUUUGACCUUGAUCCACAGUGAGAAAUGCAUUUGUACACUGAGACCCAACAUACACUGUCCUACGUGUUUAACUAAUACUCCAAUCCUGUUAAUUACUGUUUCCACUUACUUGGGAUGUGUUGCGAAGCAUCUUCUACUGUGUUCAAUUUGCCUUUAUAACAAGCUAUUCGUGAAGCACUCAACUGCUAUCACACUGUAGUUUGGGAACCUGAUCCAGAGGGACCUGGCAGGGUCUGCCGAGCCUUCUUGGGUCAAAGAGACACACCCUCUGCAAAGCAUGGGGCUCGUCUAAAUGCUCCAGGGGGGAUCUUCCUACCCAGGAGGUUUUGGAGAUCUGUGGGUCUGUACUCAGCACAUCUUGAUUAAGCUUCUGUGAUGUGACAGACACAGUUCUCUGAAGCAUGUGCUGCUUCCCACCCCCUACCCCCACCCCCACCCCAGAAGGCAGAGAGAGCAGCUCCGGGGCUGGGAACUGUCCAGAGGGCCUCUUCAGGGUGGGUUAUGUCUGUGGCGGUUAGGGAAGGAGCUGCAGGCUCUUAAGAGAGCUGGGCGGCUGCAGGGGAAAGCUUUGCCAUCAGCUUGCAAAUCUCUGGUAGGAGGGAGGCCAGGACUGAGGUCUUUUUUUUUUCUUUGGUGGGGGCAGGUGUGCCCCCUAGGGGUGUGGGGAGCCAAGUGGGGAAAACCUGGGCACGAAAGCCUCAUAGUAAUAGUUACCUGGUCAGAGGUCAGCCCUGCUUUCAUGUCACACAGCCUUUCUCGGAGUUAGCUGCUCCUAUUGUGCCUGCUUCUAGAUAAGCACCUCGAGCUGGGGGUUAGGGAUUUUGAAGCUUGCUGGGGGGACCAGAUGAUUGUUUUCAGAGGAGGAGAACUGACGGCUGCGGGGAAGCCUACAGCCCAAAUAAUCGCAUUUCCUGAAGCCCCCAUCAAGACCCCCAUCAGUCUGAAUGAUCUUUCAGCUUCCCUGUCAGCCAAGAAUUUCGGUGCCAUCACAAAGCCUUCAGCCACGCUGAAGGUCACAGGAGGACACUCCCUUUGGCAUCUGGUGGACAACAAACACUUCUGAAAUCCGUGUUUUCGUUUUCAAAGCGGCACGCUGAUUUUGUAGAUCAGCCUCCUGUAGCACCAGCGUAGGUUCUGUGUUAUCCGGACGUUUGGUUGGGGUCCCGCCAUUGAGGAAAAUCGAUGCUUUAGCAAGUUGGAAGUUGCGUGGUGUUUGAGGCGCCCCCAGCACAUGGGCACACAUCUCAGUUUGGGAAAGGUGACCAUGGAGGAGGAAGAUGAGUCUCGAGGGAAGACAGAGGAGUCAGGCGAGGAUCGGGCUGACGGUCCGCCAGACAGAGACCCUGCACUUUCUCCUUCUGCGUUUAUCUUGCGGGCCAUUCAGCAGGCUGUGGGAAGUUCCCUGCAGGGGGAUCUGCCAAAUGAUAAAGAUGGCUCUCGGUGUCAUGGCCUUCGAUGGAGGCGCUGCCGGAGCCCACGGUCAGAGCCCCGUUCCCAGGAAUCAGGGGGGACUGACACGGCUACUGUCUUGGAUGUGGCUGCGGACGGCCUCCUCGCGGGGCUGGUGAGUGUCCUGGAUCCCCCCGAUACCUGGGUGCCCAGCCACCUGGACCUGCGGCCUGGCGAAAGUGAGGACAUGCUGGAGUUGGUGGCCGAGGUCCGAAUUGGGGACAGGGAUCCAAUCCCUCUUCCUGUGCCCAGCCUGCUGCCCCGUCCCAGGGCCUGGAGGACAGGCAAAACGGUGUCUCCGCAGUCUCACUCUUCUCGACCCUCCUGUGCCCGCCACCUCCUCACCUUGGGCACCGGAGACGGGGGCCCUGCCCCGCCCCCCGCUCCCUCCUCGGCCUCCUCCUCCCCCUCCCCUUCCCCCUCGUCCUCCUCCCCUUCCCCGCCUCCCCCUCCACCACCCCCGGCGCCCCCGGCCCCCCCGGCACCCCGGUUUGAUAUCUAUGACCCCUUCCACCCCACCGACGAGGCCUAUUCCCCACCGCCUGCUCCGGAGCAAAAGUACGACCCCUUCGAGCCCACUGGCUCCAACCCCAGCUCAUCAGCGGGGACCCCCUCGCCUGAAGAGGAGGAGGACGAGGAGGAAGAAGAGGAGGAGGAAGAGGAGGAGGAGGAGGAAGGCCUGUCCCAGAGCAUCAGCCGCAUCUCAGAGACCCUGGCGGGCAUCUACGACGACAACAGCCUGAGCCAGGACUUCCCAGGUGACGAGAGCCCCGGCCGGGACCCCCAGCCCCUGCAGCCGCUUCCGGUCCCGGGAACACCGCCGCAGGCCGACUCCACCCGGGCCGACGGAGCCACGCGGCGGCGCGUCUUCGUGGUGGGGCCCGAGGCCGAGGCCUGCCGGGAAGGCAAGGUCUCGGUGGAGGUGGUGACCGCCGGUGGGGCCGCCCUCGCGCCGGCCCUGCUGCCGCCUGGGGACUCAGAGAUUGAGGAGGGCGAGAUCGUGCAGCCCGAGGAGGAGCCCAGGAUGGCGCUCUCGCUCUUCCGGGCCGGCAGCCGCGCCGCGCGCCCCGCUCCCGCGGCCCCGGCCCCUGCUGCGGCCCAGCCGCCGCCGCCGCCGCCGCCGCCCCCGCCCGCCCCGCGGGCCCCCGAGGGCGACGACUUCCUGUCCCUGCACGCCGAGUCCGACGGCGAGGGCGCCCUGCAGGUGGACCUGGGGGAGCCGGCGCCCCCCCCGCCCGCGGCCGACACACGCUGGGGCAGCCUGGACCUGCGCCGCAAGAUCCUGACCCAGCGGCGGGAGCGCUACCGCCAGCGCUCGCCCUCCCCGGCCCCCAACGCCGCCAACGCCGCCCCCGCCGGCCCGCCCACCCGCAAGAAGUCCCGGCGGGAGCGCAAGCGGAGCGGCGGCGGCGGCGAGGCCAAGGAGGCCGCCUCGUCCUCCGCCGGCGCGCAGCCCGCCCCGCCGGCCGCCGCCGCCCCCUGGGACUCCAAGAAACACCGCUCGCGGGACCGCAAGCCCAGCUCCCACACGUCGUCGUCCGCCCGCCGCCGCUCCCGCUCCCGCUCUGCCCGCCGCCGCUCCCGCAGCACCGACCGGCGCCGCGGGGGUAGCCGCAGAUCGCGAUCCCGGGAGAAGCGGCGGCGGCGGCGGCGCUCCGCCUCCCCGCCCCCGGCCACCUCGUCGUCGUCGUCCUCCAGGCGCGAGCGGCACCGCGGCAAGCACAGGGAUGGCGGCGGCAGCAAGAAGAAGAAGAAGCGGUCGCGGUCCCGCGGCGAGAAGCGGUCCGGGGACGGCGAGAAGGCCCCUGCCCCGGCCCAGCCGCCCUCCGGCUCCACCUCCUUGGGCGGGGAGCGCGACAGCCGCCGCCGGGGAGCCGUGCCGCCCUCCAUCCAGGACCUCACGGACCACGACCUCUUCGCCAUCAAGCGGACCAUCACCGUGGGCCGGCCGGACAAGCCCGACCCGCGAGGCGUCUCCCCGGCCCCGGCCUCGUCACCCAAGCGCGAGGUCCUGUACGACUCGGAGGGGCUGAGCGCCGAGGAGCGGGGCGGCAAGGGCAGCGAGAAGGACCGGCGCCGCUCCGGGGCCGCCUCCUCCUCCUCUUCGUCCCGGGAGAAGGGAUCUCGGCGGAAGGCGCUGGACGGGGGGGAGCGGGACAGGGACAGAGAGAGGGACAGGGACAGGUCAUCCAAGAAAGCUCGGCCCCCCAAGGACUUGGCGCCCUCAUCAGGGCCCCAGCCAAAGCCGGCGGUCAGCAGUGGCUCCGGCUCCUCGUCCUCGUCCUCGUCCUCCUCCUCCCGGAAGGUGAAGCUCCAGUCCAAGGUGGCGGUGCUGAUCCGCGAGGGGGUCAGCAGCACCACGCCGGCCAAGGAGGCCGCGUCUGCCGGCCUGGGCUCCAUCGGAGUCAAGUUCAGCCGAGACCGAGAGAGCCGCUCCCCCUUUCUCAAGCCGGACGAGCGGGCCCCUGCUGAGGUGGCCAAAACAGCUCAGGGCAGCACCAAGCCCAAAAAGACCAAGGUCAAGGCCAAGGCUGGGGCCAAGAAAGCCAAGGGGACCAAGGGGAAGACCAAGCCAUCCAAAACCAGGAAGAAGAUCCGCAGCGGGGGCAGCAGCGGCGGCAGCAGCGGCCCGGUGACGCUGAAGAAGUCCAAGGCGGAUAGCUGCAGCCAGGCAGCUGGAGCCAAGGGGGCCGAGGAGACCUCCUGGUCCGGGGAGGAGCGGGUGGCCAAGGCCCCUAGCACCCCGCCCCCCAAGGCAGCCCCUCCACCCCCUGCGCUCACGCCGGACUCGCAGACUGUGGACAGCAGCUGCAAGACACCCGAGGUCUCCUUCCUGCCAGAAGAGGCCACCGAGGAGGCUGGGGUCCGAGGUGGGGCGGAGGAGGAGGAGGAGGAAGAGGAGGAGGAGGAGGAGGAGGAGGAGGAGCAGCAGCCGGCCACCACCACAGCCACCAGCACAGCUGCCGCCGCUCCGAGCACCGCCCCUAGUGCGGGGUCCACCGCGGGUGACUCGGGGGCAGAGGAUGGGCCAGCUCCCCGUGUCUCCCAGCUGCCCACACUGCCCCCACCCAUGCCCUGGAACCUGCCCGCUGGUGUGGACUGCACUACCAGUGGCGUCCUGGCCUUGACUGCACUUCUCUUCAAGAUGGAAGAAGCCAACCUGGCAAGCCGAGCAAAGGCCCAGGAGCUGAUCCAGGCCACCAACCAGAUCCUCAGCCACAGGAAGCCGCCCUCAAGUCUGGGGGUGACGCCGGCUCCUGUACCCACGUCUCUGGGUCUGCCCCCUGGCCCCUCCAGCUACCUGCUCCCUGGCAGCCUCCCCCUGGGGGGCUGUGGCUCUACCCCUCCCACCCCCACCGGCCUGGCUGCAGCGGCUGACAAGAGAGAGGGCAGCAGCAGCUCCGAGGGACGUGGGGACACAGACAAGUACCUGAAGAAGCUGCACACACAGGAGCGGGCGGUGGAGGAGGUGAAGCUGGCCAUCAAGCCGUAUUACCAGAAGAAGGACAUCACCAAGGACGAGUACAAGGACAUCCUGAGGAAGGCUGUCCACAAGAUCUGCCACAGCAAAAGUGGGGAGAUCAACCCGGUGAAGGUGAGCAACCUGGUGCGCGCCUACGUCCAACGCUACCGCUACUUCCGCAAGCACGGCCGCAAGCCGGGGGACCCCCCGGGACCCCCACGGCCGCCCAAGGAGCCAGGGCCGCCUGACAAGGGCGGCCCGGGCCUGCCCCUGCCCCCUCUCUGAGACCCCAGCCGCCCCUUUCCGCCUUCCCCUCUUUGGAAUUCUGGACGUAUUUAUGGCUCCGCCUCCCCACUUCCCUCCCCCGUCAGUGGGAUGAUUUGGGGGGGGGUUGCUGCGGGAAAGAGGAGAGCCCCCUGCCCAGCCCCUUGCGUCUCCCGCAGCCCGGCCUGUCCCCAUCGCCCUGCCCUUCUGUUCGUGCCCCUCCCCCAAUUUCAUUAAAAUUUCAUGAAAUGUUA
This is a messenger RNA of Phacochoerus africanus (Common warthog), 6390 nucleotides long. RefSeq names its product SR-related CTD associated factor 1 (gene SCAF1). The record is from RefSeq and is a predicted model, not a curated record. Lineage: Eukaryota; Metazoa; Chordata; Mammalia; Artiodactyla; Suidae. Bases 2192 to 6157 code for a protein of 1321 amino acids. The transcript is spliced from 11 exons. Gene Ontology annotation, molecular function: RNA polymerase II C-terminal domain binding.